AUGAAGCUCCUCACUCUUAUAGGAUGGAUAAUUUUAUUGUCGGUAACAUUCGUAUACGGUAAGGACUAUUACGGUAUAUUAGAAUUAUCAAAAGAUGCGGAUGAUAAACAGAUUAAGCUGUCGUACAGGCAAUUGAGCAAGAAGUACCAUCCAGAUAAAAAUCCAUCGCCAGAAGCGCAUGAAAAAUUCAUAGAAAUAGGUGAAGCUUACGAAGUGUUGUCUGAUCCCGAUAAAAGGGCCAAGUACGACCAAUAUGGGGAUCCCAAUGGACCACAACAGGAUGAUAUGGACUUGGGAGAUAUUUUCAACCAGUUCUUUGGUGGAUUCGGUGGGGGUUUUGGUGGGGGAGGUGCUAGACAAAGAGGCAAGAGAAGAGGAGAUAAUACCAAGGCGAACAUGCAUCUCUCGUUAUACGACUUCUACAAUGGUAAAGACGUGGAUUUCGAUGUGGACAUGUUGAAUAUCUGUAACGCGUGUGAAGGAACCGGGUCUGAAGAUAAGUCGAAACAUCAAUGUGACCGGUGUAAUGGAAGUGGUUUCCUCAAAAUGCAAAGACAAUUGGCUCCGGGUAUGAUCCAGACAUUCAACACGCAUUGUGACAAAUGUAACGGGAAAGGGACUACUAUCAAACAUCACUGUAAAGAAUGUGGUGGGCAGGGAACAGAAAGAGUAUCAAGACACUAUAAUGUCUACGUUCCUUCGGGUGCGCCUCGAGACUCCCACCAAGUAUUAGAAGGUGAAGGAGAUCAGAAUCCCGAUUGGAUCCCGGGCGACCUUAUCUUAACUUUCCGGGAAGAGUUUACAUCGAGUUGGGGUUACAGACGGAUCGGUAACAACCUCUACAGAACAGAAGUGCUCACUCUCAAGGAGGCAGCACACGGUGGAUGGAAGCGCCAUAUUCCAUUCUUCGACUCCAUUGAUCACGAAAUGACCAUCCAGCGUGCCAAGGGAGAUAUCGUUAUAAACGGCGAGGUUGAAACCAUCCCGCACAAAGGUAUGCCAAUUGCCGGUGAAGACGACCAUUUUGGCGAUUUGUUCAUUGACUACAAAGUCAUCAUUCCCGAACCAUCCGCCCAUUCCAAGGACGAAUUGUAG
Messenger RNA from Debaryomyces hansenii CBS767, 1095 nucleotides. RefSeq lists its product as uncharacterized. The coding region runs from base 1 to 1095 and encodes 364 amino acids. The transcript has a single exon. Gene Ontology annotation, cellular component: cytoplasm. Gene Ontology annotation, molecular function: Hsp70 protein binding. The record is from RefSeq and is a predicted model, not a curated record. Gene Ontology annotation, biological process: protein refolding. NCBI's taxonomy places the organism in Eukaryota, Fungi, Ascomycota, Pichiomycetes, Serinales, Debaryomycetaceae.